GAUAGCACACUGCUGUCUUCAGUUGUUUCUGUAACGACAGAAAGUGCACUCACUUGGAGUAGUCUGAAUUCAAAAUGCUGAAGAGAAAACCAUCCAACGUUUCAGAGAAGGAGAAACAUCAAAAGCCAAAGCGCAGCAGCAGCUUCGGGAGCUUUGAUCGUUUUCGGAAUAAUUCUGUAUCAAAACCAGAUGAUUCUACUGAGGUGCAUGAUGGGGAGCCUAUAAAUGAAAGUGGAGAAAAAAAUAAAAAUCCAAAUCAUGGAGGAGGUUUAGGCAAAAAAAUGAGAGGCAUUUCCUGGACAAUGAAGAAAAAAGUGGGUAAAAAGUACAUCAAAGCCCUUUCUGAGGAAAAGGAUGAGGACGAUGGAGAGGGUGCCCUCCCGUGUCGGAACAGUGACCCCGUUAUUGGGAUUCACACAGAGAAGCUCUCCCUCAAAGCCAGCGAUUCCAUGGAUAGUCUCUACAGUGGGUGGAGCUCAUCAAGUGGAAUCACAAGCUGUUCAGAUGGCACAAGUAACCGGGACAGCUUUCGACUCGAUGAUGAGGGCCCCUACUCUGGAACAUUCUGUGGCCGUGCCAGAGUGCAUACCGACUUCACGCCAAGCCCCUAUGACACUGACUCCCUCAAAAUAAAGAAAGGUGACAUCAUAGACAUCAUCUGCAAAACACCAAUGGGGAUGUGGACAGGAAUGUUAAACAAUAAGGUGGGAAACUUCAAAUUUAUUUAUGUGGAUGUCAUCUCAGAAGAGGAAUCAGCCCCCAGGAAAAUAAAGACACGCCGAAGCAGUGGAAGAGAAAAAUCCAAGACCCUGCAGGAAUUCUUAGAGAGGAUUCACCUUCAGGAAUACUCAUCAACACUUUUGCUCAAUGGUUAUGAGACCCUAGAAGAUUUAAAGGAUAUAAAAGAGAGUCAUCUCAUUGAAUUAAACAUUAAAAACCCAGAAGACAGGAAGAGGUUACUAUCAGCUGCUGAAAAUCUCCUUGAUGAAGAAAAAAUAAAGAAGAAUGACUUCUAUUUGUUGAUAAGAUGUUGAGUUCUGAUGAUUCGGCACCAUGCUGCUAUAUGCUUAUUUUUAUCUAUUCUCUACUCUGUGAAUCAUAUCUCCUACAACCAUGCUAAAGAUUAAAUGCACAACCUUCAUGUACCUUCAGGGAUAAAGACCUUGAAUAUAUGCUUUUAAUAAAACUAAGACAAAUACAUGCCACAGGUUAAAAUAGUUAGUUUUUUGUAUGUGUGUGGAAGAUUGGGGUAUGCAAAUUGCCAGGAUUUUAUGUAUGUAUUUUAUUCUGAUCAUUGAAUAAUGUCAGUUUGGGAACGUCAAUAAACUUAGUUUAGAGCUUCAUUCUUUCUUAGGUUGGGAAUUGGAAUGUUUUGCUUUGCUAACCAUUCAAUGUAAAAACUGAGCAGAGUGGGCACCUGUUUUGAGGACAAGAAUAAAAACUUUGCGAUAAUGUAGAAAGACCACAGUCCCAUGUGAGCCUUUACAUAUCUAGAGAAACCAAGAGAAUGGGGGUUGGGGCAGGAACAAAAGCAGAAAACUAACACUUAAAGCAAGCACUUUUCCUUUUUUCUUUAGGCCAAAAGAGAUAGCAUUGUACCCUCUUUGACUUUGAAGAUGUAAACAAAAUUAAACUUUGUAGAUUACUGCUUGACAGGAGGUAGAGCUGCUUCUCCAUCAGGCUGAUGGAAGGGCUGGCAAGUGGUGCUAGAGCUGAUCACAGGGUUACCUCUGGAGGAGAACAAUUUGGGGCUCUGCAGUCCCGGCAAGGCUGGCACAGGGAUAUUCUGAACUCACUCCUGUGCUGCAUUAGAACUGAGCAGAUCAGGCCACGGGCUCUCAGCUGGGAAUCUAGAUCAGGUUAGAAGGAGAAGAAAAAUCGGGGUGAGACGGCUCUUAAAGGAGCAAAAGAGCAGAAUCUGUUUAUUUUGUGCACAUUAGGGUUUCUCUAUUCAUCAUCUGAAUUUUAAAAUGGUCUGUUCACUUAGAAUAAAUAUUCCCAGCAAGAAAAAAAGAGUAGAGAAUAUAUGUGUGUGUUUGUGUGUGCAUUGUUCCCUAAACACAACCUUCAAGAACCCUUUCCCUUGCUGAGAAAUGUCUCUUUAGAAUAAGUUAAUUGUUGUUAAUAGUAAAUAUUUUCUCUUUAUUCUGAACUUAUUCUUUUCCCACAUUUAGAAACACUUUGAUGUGUCUUAAAAGUGUGUCUAUGAGAAUGUGUACUGUUGUCCUGGGGGAAAAUGGGUGAUGGAAAUAUCUUGUCUUCCCUUUAGCACAGGGAUAAUUAAAUUUUAAAAUAAACAACAACAACAACUUAGUAACUGAAUAAACAAACUGUAUCAGAAUCUGUGUAUAUUGUAGAUACCUGCAAACUUUAUUUGUAGUGCUCAGUGAGGAGGAAGGGGGAAGGGUGGAUUGUGUGACAAGCUGUUGGCACCAGCUGUGGUCACAGCAGCCCUCAUUGCUCAACUAUCCCCAGUUGUGCCUUCCUGUCUGCCUACCUGCCCAAAAUGAUGCAGGGCAAAUGGCAAGGCCCAGCCAGGAGCCUGGAACAUGAGCUGCCAGCAGGGGAGACUUGUAGUUAUGCCAAGGAGCAGUCCAGCAGUUGGCCUGAUAGCGUGCCAGGGCAGGCUGGUGCUCUAGCCCCUGACAUGUGUACCUGGUGUUCCCAACCCUCUUGCCAUAUGAUUUCAAUCUAGAGUCAAGACACAUACAUACAACUUUAAAAAAAAGAUAUGCUAACCAUCCAUAUAUACAGAGUAGAGGAGACAUGUAGGCAUUUUCCUAUCCUGUGUUUAUAAAUAUGCCUUUCAUAUUUGUUUCUAGUCAUAGCUAUUUGGCCUUAUAUUAAUUUUGACCAUUUCAUUUCUUCAGAUUUGGGGAGGGGGUUUAUUCCUAAGAUUUAAUUUAUAAUUUAUAAUAGAUGCCAUGUUUUAUGUAACACAAUAAACACAAAUCAGUCAAAUGAAAUGUAAACAUUUAUACUCUUCUACCAGAGAGCAAUUCUGAGAGAAGGGAGUUCAUCGGAUUUCAUGUCAGUCACCUAGGAAACCUGUACUGCCUGUGCGUGCAGGGCACCCCUGUCCUUGUUAGACUGCACUGUGAUUGUGUGCUGGGCAUGGCUUUGUGGUAAUUACCCUGGCCAAACAAGGCUGAAUCCUCUGUUACCAUGUGCCUUCCCGAUGUCCCCAAUUCUGUGCUUGCAUUAAGAGGAUUGUUAACAAUGCCUGUAGAAUUAAUAAAUGUUGAGUGCAGGAGUAAAGAGAUUUUCAAAUAGUAAGCAAGACUUUUUUUGGUUAAAAUACUUAAAGUCCCCCACAACCCCACAACAUACAUAAAAGUUUUUGUAACAGGCAGGCAAGAGUUGGUGUGCAUUGUCAAGAUUUGUUUUAUGCAUGUGUUAACCAUGUGUGCAUGUGUCCAUGAUAAAAUGUAAAUGAGUACUUUCUAGAGGGCAAUAAUGUAAAACCUAUCAAAGUUUAAAACGUGCAUACUUUUAUUUUAUACCCAGGAAUUCAGUUCUAGGAGUUUGUUUGGUUAAUUUAACUUCAUCAUACAAAUACAUAAAAUACUAAUUAAAUUACUAGUAGUUUUAGUUUAAAACUAAAAUAAACUUCCAUCAUUAAUUCUUU
Messenger RNA from Myotis myotis, 3628 nucleotides. RefSeq names its product SAM domain, SH3 domain and nuclear localization signals 1 (gene SAMSN1). The record is from RefSeq and is a predicted model, not a curated record. The transcript is spliced from 8 exons. Bases 75 to 1034 code for a protein of 319 amino acids. Lineage: Eukaryota; Metazoa; Chordata; Mammalia; Chiroptera; Vespertilionidae. Gene Ontology annotation, molecular function: protein binding.